AUGCGUGUCGCUUUCGCGCUGGUCGUCCUCCCCUUCUCGGGUCUUAGCAAACUGGUUUUCGCGGCCCCCACCCCCGGCCUAGAAGCGAUCCGACAGCCAGUCAAUAUUUCUGAUGCUGCUACUCGUACUAUAGUAGCUCGCCAACCCGUGGGGUACGACUUUACAUGCGAAAACAAGCCACAUAUCUGCAAAAACAUGUGCUUGGCUGCCUUGUGUAGAGAUAAGCCGGGCGUGGCUCUUGCGGCCGAGGGGCAGUACCAGGCCAGAGGUUCCUCUGGCUCCAGCGGCGGGCAAAACAAGGAAAGCAGAAAGCACUCGGGCUUCAAGUUCUUCACAACCGACCGUGGUAAGGCUGCAUUUAGCGCCUCCGGUUUCCAGGCAGAAAAUGAUUUAUGCACGUCAAUGGAUGAGUGGCCCCCGGCAUCUACGAUUCAAGGUGGAACGGCCGCUGUGCUAAGACUUGUACCUGUAAUUGAGCAGUAUCGACAGGGCGGCGCAACUGCCACCGAUCGCACCGACCACUUUUAUGUGCUUGCUGACUGGUCGUAUGCAUUGACAAGCCUUUCGAACUGCAAGACCGCCCGCAUCGGUGGCACCAAUCGGCCUUGGGGAGCAGCAUCGCAAAAGAGGCACACUAGAGUCUUUCCAACUCUGAGUAUGGAGUUCAUCGAGAGCAUCGAGUUUUUGAAGCGUGCGAUCAAGGUUGUUCCAGCCGCGAUAAUGGCUAGCCAAAUUUCGCUGGACCUUCUUGAGAUCUCCUCAGGCCUUAAUCGAGAGGUAAUGGGGUGUGAGAUGCCCCCCUUCGGCCAGGCAUCUGAAGGCCAGCCCUUGUCACGGCUCGCUCUUCUGACCUUCCUAUCCCUUAGAUCAACCCCGAAACCGGGCAAAGUUUGGGCGUAUGGGCAAGAGACCAGUUCAAAUUUAUUGACCGUUUUCCAGCCCUAG
Molecule: messenger RNA, 945 nt
Organism: Venustampulla echinocandica
Lineage: Eukaryota; Fungi; Ascomycota; Leotiomycetes; Helotiales; Pleuroascaceae
Exons: 2
Coding region: 1-945 (314 amino acids)
Source: RefSeq, a predicted model, not a curated record